Molecule: messenger RNA, 453 nt
Organism: Linum trigynum
Lineage: Eukaryota; Viridiplantae; Streptophyta; Magnoliopsida; Malpighiales; Linaceae
Source: the annotation of a GenBank genome assembly
AUGGCAUCGGAGGAUGACAGAGAGUUUUACCUUCGGUAUUACGUCGGCCACAAGGGAAAGUUUGGGCACGAGUUCUUGGAGUUCGAGUUCCGGCCGGACGGCAAGCUCCGAUACGCCAAUAACUCCAACUACAAGAACGACACCAUGAUUCGCAAGGAGGUCUUCCUCUCCCCCGCGGUUCUCAAGGAGUGCCGCCGCAUCAUAUCUGAGAGCGAGAUCAUGAAGGAAGAUGAUAACAACUGGCCGGAACCUGAUAGGGUUGGACGACAAGAGCUUGAGAUUGUGAUGGGGAAUGAGCACAUUUCCUUCACUACCUCCAAAAUCGGUUCACUUGUUGAUGUACAGAGCAGUAAGGACCCUGAAGGGCUUCGCAUCUUCUACUAUCUUGUUCAGGAUCUGAAGUGCUUUGUUUUCUCCCUCAUUUCGCUCCACUUCAAGAUCAAACCCAUCUAA